This is a messenger RNA of Hippoglossus stenolepis (Pacific halibut), 8019 nucleotides long. RefSeq names its product ubiquitin carboxyl-terminal hydrolase 15. The record is from RefSeq and is a predicted model, not a curated record. The transcript is spliced from 16 exons. Lineage: Eukaryota; Metazoa; Chordata; Actinopteri; Pleuronectiformes; Pleuronectidae. Gene Ontology annotation, biological process: protein deubiquitination. The coding region runs from base 4617 to 7199 and encodes 860 amino acids. Gene Ontology annotation, molecular function: cysteine-type deubiquitinase activity.
UAGUGGGCUUGAAUAGCUGAGGGGUGGGCGUGGAUGUUGACAGCCAGAGAUGGAGCCUUUAGAUGUAGCUCAGUGCUGGCUUCCAAAGUGAAAGCGGGCUAAAGAAAGUCUGCGUUAAUUCUUGCUGAAAUUUAAUGGAUUAAGUUUGAUUGAUGCAAACUGUGUCUCAGCUCAAUUUACAUUCCACAAACCAGUCAAGCAGUUUACAUUAUCCCAUGGUAAACUGUGUCAUAGUUUGUUUUCUACAGGUCUAUCUCUGGCUGUGGUCUGGGGCUUAAAACUCUCCUGAUGAUGCAGUUUCAGCUGAUAGCAGGGCAGGGGUCGGGGCUUACAUGGGAUUGAUCUCGUUGGAAUUUUCUUCAGUGACAGCAGUGCUCUCUAUAAAUGGCCCACUGGUGCCUCAGUCAGCGUUUAAUUGUGUUAAGUUCUUAGUUUGCAUCAGAUUUUCUACGUGACUGAUUGAUAGCUACGGCUCGGGCUGCAUGAUUAUGGUUGAUGUGAAAAUAAUUUUACCCAUUAAUCUGUGCCACAAGGUCUGUUCUAUCUUAGUCUCAUACAAGAGUUGAUCACAACAUGUCAGCAAUUUGUUUAGCGAUGCAAUCACAAGUCGCAGAAAGACAGAAUGCUUAUACUGCUUGUUCCCUGAUUCAAAACGUAGAUAAAUCCAAAUCACACAACCAAAUGAAUCAAACUUAAUUGUUUUCAAGCUUUUAGGGUUUGAUUUACCUGAGUCUGAUGAAUUUUCCUAUUGUGCUUGGUCUUAAUUUUUUCAAAAAAUGGCCUCUAUGUGGUACUUGGCCUUCAUCUCCUUUUUCGGCUACAUUCAGACUCACUUAAGUCCUAAGGGGAAAAAACACAAUCUCCUUACGCCCAAGCCACACUUGACGCGUGAGUGGCGCGUGUGUGUGUUGUGCAAUGUCUUGCUUUUCAUUUCGCCCACGUUAUCAGGUUCAAGUAGCCUGUGUGAGACACGCCAAUCACUGUCAGUGACAGUGAUUGUGACAUAUUGACAUGACUGGAAGAUACACAGCUUCAUACCGUAGAGUCCUGGCAAUUAGUUAAGUACAUAGGCUGACUUUAAUUUGAAUGAGAUACAGUAGUCAUACUAGAAACCUCACCUACCAGCUCUGCAGCAGACAAGCUCCCGGUGUGAACAACCGACACCUGGGAGAUGCAGCAGAUCAGCCACACAGCCGUUAUUCAUUUGGCCAGUUUGGUGACGCAGCCAAUGCAGGAAACAACAGGGCCAUUAGGCAUAAAAAUUGACCUGUUUCACUGUGUGUUUCUACUGUUGCAGUAGAUGUUUCUGUGUACUCUCACUGCUACCUGAAACAGAAGUCGAACACCAACGCAGCCCCUUAUGUUGUUUUAUUGCAGUGCUGUUGUAUCUUAAUGUGCACAUAAUUCCAGUACAAAGAUAAUGAAACCGUAAUAGAGGACCUGCUCCAUAAUCUUUGGACCUAUUUGUUAUCUUUAAUACCAACAUUCUCCUCAUGAAACUAAGUCACUGAUUAACGAAAGUGUUUUCACUCAGAUUUAGUUGUUUCUUCAUUUUAAAAGACGAGUGCAGUACCUGUUCUUACCUGUCUGUUUGGAAUGGGCUGUUUGUUUGGCUUGUGGUAAUGCUGGUUGCAUCUUUCUGUCUAAAGCUGUAAAAGUGACCUGCGGCAAGUGAAAACUGGCUGCUGGACUCCGCUGAACCCUAAAGCUGCACCACCACUGCUGCACAAAGUUUGGUGAAGCUCGAAUCAGUGUGCACAACCCUGUAAUGGAGAAUCGGUUGCAGUUGUUGUGAACACACUGAUGUCGAGAUCAACAACUUGACUAACGUUCUUUAAAUCGGCUGCUGCGGCUACAGAGAGCUGGUCUUCUGUUUGUUCAAAGUUUAGCAAUAUUGAACAUAUUGCGUGUCCAAUACUGUGCUUCCUUAGGCCCUCAAAGCUGAUGAGAUGAACGGUUCUUGAGAUAUGUGAGCCACAGACAGACAGACAGGAAUUAUUUGAUCGAUUAUUAGAUAAAUGGCCUCUUCAAGACUUGGCCGCUCAGAUCUCUUUAUCAUUUGUUUUUACUCUAGUUUUUGUUGUUAAAUGCCGCCUUCCCAGCUGUGUUUGAGAAUCAUGAGAGAGAACUGCAUUGCAUACCACUUGUGGGUACACACAAAACUGCAGGUGAAACUAUGAGCUCUUAACUGUCUGCGUGGACAGUAACAACUUUAUGGACGAUAGAACGAGGAAGCGGUAGUACAUUAGCGAGAGCGAGCACGAGGCAAGUAGCUUUCCUUCCACACAGAGCAAAACACCAAAUUCUAAAUCUUUUAUGUUAUUAUGAGAAGUGGAAAACAUUUUUCAGCUCAUUAUGAAACUGUGGCGGCACAAAUUAGAAAAUGGCGGGUCACCACAGUCCACAGAAUUAAUGGGAAAAUCAGUGCUUUCAGAGAUAUCAAAAAUUAAUCAGACAAAUAAAGCACAGUCUUGUUCAGCAUUUAAUAACCUGAGGCAGAGGUGACAGGAAUGUUGCAACACAAGUCUUGUUUUUUUUGCUCUGCCAAAAAUGAAUCACAGCUCAGUUUCUAUUCAGCUUUCAGCUUUCAGUUUCUGUUUUCUGAAAACGUAACUGUAACCCGAUUUUCCUCCCAAGCAAUUGGGCCCCAGAGGAUUUGUCAGCCCUCUGCUAGAGAGCACUGCUCGACUGUGGGUGGAGCGUUUGUGCCUCUGCUGUCCAGGAGACUGUUACUGUCCCCUCCUUCCACCUAAUGUGUGUGAGAUUUACUGCAUGCUGGAGUGGGUCUCUGUGUGCGUCUUAUAUAUAGACACUCUGCACUGCAUUUCUCAAUACUGUUGGAAUUCAUAAAUAACGACCACAAGCUCGCCACCUAAAAAAUCAAUAUUGAUAAAGAAGGAAGGUGUUGAAAGUGAAGCGAGCCCGCCCUUCCUCUACUUUAAACACCAGUUAUUUUUCAGUACUGGCUUGUAGCUUGGUAACGUGGUGUCACAUUGUCAUUUCUCUGCAUUAUAUUGUUUGAUAGCAGCGUCACAGUUUCCUGUCGGUGGAAUGCGUAGAGUGGGUGACUUGGGGGAAAUUGGAUCUUGAGUCAAAUCAGCUCUCCUGUCACUGAUUCACUGUAGUGCCAGUGCUGUCGUUUCCUCUAAAUUAUGCAUGGAGUCUGUUUUAUUUUUUUCAUUUGAAGUGUUCCCACAUUACAUAACACUUGUCCAUUUGAUUUGUGCGGUUACGUUGCGGCCAGUUUAGCCUCUGUAGCGACGCUCAGCAGCAGUAGCAGUGUCACCGUCUCGUGAGGUGGUGUCCCCAGAUUCUGGCAGCGAGCCCCCCAGCUCUCUCUCUCUCUCUCGCUGUGUCCAUGUAUCUCUUGGUCUCUUUCCCUCUCCCCUGAACUCAUUGCGAUGCACAUGUUCUGCAGUCUCUAAGUGACCUUCAGAAUACAUUUCAUCUGCUCCUGCUUCCCCUCAUCGCUUGCCUCCACACCCAGUGAUGAAACCACCCCUCUCUCUGGGUCUUGUUUUAUUUAUUUAAACCCUCCUUUUAAAAAGCUCUCAUACAGACACCCAUGGCAUAUUAACAAGGAGGAAAGAGGGGAGGGUGUGUGUGUGUGUGUGUGUGUGUGUGUGUGUGUGUGUGUGUGUGUGUGUGUGUGUGUGUGUGUGUGUGUGUGUGUGUGUGUGUGUGUGUGUGUGUGUGUGUGUGUGUGUGUUUCGAUGUGAUAUAACUGUCAUAUGGUGCAUUUUAACAGCAGGAGAGGGAAAAUAAGAUCAGGAAAUGUGUGUGUUGAGACGAGCUGCAGAGUAAUGUGUAGCCGAGUGUAAGAAAAGGAGAUAAAUGUUGUGUCGACAUGAGUGAACAUGUUAAUGUAUGUAAGAGAGAGGGGUAGAGAGAUACUAAGAUAGAGUCAGGCCUGUGAAUACUGCAGCCUCAGCUGGAUGCAGUGGAUCAGCUGCCCCCUCCAUCCCCUCAUUUCUCUUCUGUCAGCCUCUCCCCCUUGUACUGUCCGCCCCUCCCCCUAUAUUCUCCCUCCCUCUCUCUCUCUGUGCACCUCUAGCUUCAGUAGCGGUAGUCUUGAGCAUCCUUGUUGCUGCUGAUGCUGCUAUAAAUAUCUGCUGGUAGCUGUAGCGCAGCAGAGAGCAGCAGGCAGGCCAGAGGGAGGAGCAGGAGACCAGAGGACAGGACGGGACGGGACAGGACAUCCGAGGCAGAGAGGAUAACAAGAUGACAGGCGGUAGAGGCCGAAAAAGACGAAGGGGGGAGGAUAGAAGAGGGAUGAUGCUUAGUUAGCUCUGAGAAAGAAAGAGUGUGUGUUUGUGUGUUUGUGUGUUUAUGUGCGUUGUGGUUUGGUUGUUGGCCCGUGCUGGACUCGAAAGUCAAACGCAGGCCUAAACUUGAUCUGGACUGUAUUGAAGCUGCUGCAGGAGCUGCACUAGAUUAAGCUGAGUUAUCUUGAGGACUCAACAGUGGAAGACUGGAGCUGGACUUUACCUUCCCGGACCCCUCAAGCCCCAGGAUUUGUAUGCGUCGGACCAGAACCAAACCUCACCUGGGCUGCUGGUCGGUUAGUUUUGUGCGGACAUGUGGGCCGGCAUGGGCCGGGGUGGUGCUGAGAUGUCAUGCUCCUGUGUUGCUGGUGGUGCCUGAGACCGGAGGCGGUGGAGCUGGAGAGCAGAAGGGUGGAUCACCGCGUGUUGAACUGCGAGGCCACCGCUUCCACCGCCAUCACAGCUGUUUCCCUUGACCAGUGGGAGUCAGAAACUACCAAUACUGACUUGCAGCCACCCCAGAGUGUGAAGAACUCGAGCUAUAGUCUGCCUUCCUACCACCCCUACAGUAACAGUUACGACUACUCAGACCAGAGCAGGCAGAGUGAUCGCUCAGGCCUCUGUGGACUCUCCAACCUGGGAAACACCUGCUUCAUGAACUCUGCUGUGCAGUGUUUAAGCAAUAUCCUUCCACUGACGGAGUUCUUCCUCAAAGACAAGUACACAGACGAGCUAAACGAGGACAACCCGCUGGGAAUGAAAGGAGAGAUCGCCAGGGCCUACGCUGAGCUUAUCAAGCAGCUGUGGUCGGGCAAAUACAGCUAUGUCACCCCGAGGCCUUUCAAGACCCAGGUGGGCCGCUUCGCCCCCCAGUUCUCAGGCUACCAGCAGCAGGACUCCCACGAGCUGUUGGCCUUUCUCUUGGACGGCCUUCACGAGGACUUCAACCGCAUCAGGAAGAAGCCCUACAUCCAGCUCAAGGACGCCAACGGCAGACCCGAUAAGGUCGUGGCAGAGGAAGCAUGGGAGAACCACAUCAAGCGAAACAACUCCAUCAUCGUGGAUAUCUUCCACGGCCUUUUCAAGUCAACUCUGGUGUGUCCUGUGUGCUCCAAAGUGUCUGUGACCUUCGAUCCUUUCUGCUACUUGACCCUGCCCCUUCCCAUGAAGAAGGAGCGGACGCUGGAGGUCUAUCUAGUCAGACUGGACGCUCUGGCCAAACCCACACAAUACAAGCUGACUGUGCCGAAGGUGGGCUACAUCUCUGAUCUGUGUACCUCCCUCUCCAGCCUGUCUGGGGUUCCUGCUGAGAAGAUGAUUGUAACGGACAUCUACAACCACCGUUUCCACCGUAUCUUUGCCACCAACGAGAACCUCAGCAGCAUCAUGGAGAGAGACGAUAUCUACGUGUUUGAAGUUGCGGUGAACAGGGUGGAGGACACAGACCACGUAGUGAUCCCGGUGCACCUGAGGGAGAAGUACAAACAGUCGGGCUACAACCACACCAGCACGCCGCUGUUCGGACAGCCCUUCCUCAUCGCUGUACCCAGAACCCUCAGUGAAGACAAACUCUACAACAUGCUGCUCCUGCGCCUCUGCCGGUUUGUGCGACCUGCUGUAGAGGAGGAUGAGGAGGAUUGUGAAGAGACACAGCCACCCAAACAACACACUGUCAAUGGUAACGCCACUAAUGGACUCCUGGAGGAAGGGUCACCAAGCGAGAUGGAGACUGACGAGCAAGACGACGAGUCCAGCCAGGAUCAGGAGCUGCCUUCCGAGAACGACAACAGCCAAUCGGAGGACUCCGUGGGAGGGGACAACGAACUGGAGAACGGCGUGGUCGCCCCGCAGAACUCCACCAAAGGCCAGCCGACGGCCGAGCACAACAGAAAGAGACUUUUUACAUUCCAGUUCAAUAACAUGGGCAAAACUGACUUUUCACUCAUCAAGGAGGACACCAGGCAGAUCCGCUUCGACGAGGGACACCUCAGACUCAGCGACCGCUCUUAUCUCUCUUUGGACUGGGAACCAGAGAUCAAGAAAAAGUACUUUGACGAGACCGUUGUCGAGGACUUUGACAAGCACAAGAGCAUGGAGUACAAGCCCCAGAAGAAGGCAUUCUUCAAGCUGAAGGACUGCAUUGAGUUGUUCACCACAAAAGAAAAACUGGGAGCAGAGGACCCGUGGUACUGUCCAAACUGUAAGCAGCACCAACAGGCCACUAAGAAGCUGGACCUGUGGUCUCUGCCGCCAGUGCUGGUGGUCCAUCUGAAACGCUUCUCCUACAGCCGCUACAUGAGGGACAAACUGGACUCCCUUGUUGACUUUCCACUGAGCGAUCUGGACAUGUCUGAGUUCCUGAUCAACCCCAACUCUGGGCCGUGUCGCUACGACCUCAUUGCUGUGUCCAACCACUAUGGCGGAAUGGGAGGAGGCCACUACACUGCUUACGCGAAGAACAAAGACGACGGAAAGUGGUACAACUUUGAUGACAGCAGCGUGUCUCCUGCCAACGAUGAUCAAAUAGUGUCCAAAGCAGGCUACGUGCUGUUCUACCAGCGGCAGGACACGGUGAAAGGCACCGGCUACUUCCCUCUCGACCGCGAGGAGGAGGACGAGGAGGAGGAAGAGGAGGGAGAGGAGGAGAACGAGAACGAGAACGAGAAUGAGAAUGAGAAUGAAAAUGAAAAUGAGAAUGAGAAUGAGAAUGAAAAUGAGGACGAGGAGAGAAGGGAAAAGAAGAAGCCCGCCUCCUCCACUCAGGCCGCGGCAUCCGCCACUGCCGCCUGUGCUCAGAAUGACGAGGAGGACCUGAACGAGAACCGGCGCAGGAAGAACGACAACGAGCAGCAGGAGGACGAGGAGGAGGAAGACGAGGAGGAAGACGAAGAGGAACAGACGCCCACUCGAGAUGUCACCAUGAAAAACAACUGAAGUGGAUGCAGAAGAUGCGGAUAAAUGGAGAGAGAAACUGGGAUCUUUCCAUCCAAAGCCAUAUGGACAGCACAGCAUGGCAGCGGGCGCCACCAGUCCCACCCAGCGGCUCGGACUCGGCCGCUCCACAGGCGGAGCCACUGCGGCGAAGACGCCUUUUUAGGUCAGGGAGCUGCCGCGGUACACAAAUCUACUAACUACGAAAUCAGGGCCCUCCUCUGUGGUUGUAUCACGGUGUGCGUGUGUGUGUGCGUGUGUGUGUGCAUGUGUGUGUGUGUCGCCACGUCCAUUUGUCUAGGAUUUGCUUACUGAACGACACCAGGGAUUGAUUUUUUUAUUAUUAUUAUUUAAUUUUUUUCGAGGCUUCACAGUACGUUAGUGUAGCACUUUAAAUCAUCCUCUGCUGUUUGUGUUCUGUUCUAAUUUUAUAUAUUUUUGAGAGCAAUGCAUUGUUGGCAUAUCAUUUUUAGUAUCAUUCAGAUAUUUUGUAAAUAUUUUAAACACUGAAACGUUUUUGAACUUGCACAAUCACCAACCAUCCACUUUGGGUUUUUUUAUGUAUUAUUGCCACGCACACUGCAGAUGUUUAACAGUGAAGUCGUCUCUUCAAGGUUUUCCUCACAUAAAAUGCUUAGGAAGCUCCUUUAGUGAUUCAGUGGUGAGACGCGUCUGCAGUGUAGACUUAAAGGUUCGAUGUGUAAGAUUUAGGUGAAAGGGAUCUAUUGGUAGAAAUUGAAUAUAUAUAUAAUCCUAGUGAUAUUUUCACUAGUGUGUUUCAUCUAAAUUGUACGAAUUGUUGUUUUCUUUACCCUAGAAUGAG